Molecule: messenger RNA, 2052 nt
Organism: Trichoderma breve
Lineage: Eukaryota; Fungi; Ascomycota; Sordariomycetes; Hypocreales; Hypocreaceae
Exons: 3
Coding region: 1-2052 (683 amino acids)
Biological process (GO): regulation of DNA-templated transcription
Molecular function (GO): DNA-binding transcription factor activity, RNA polymerase II-specific; zinc ion binding
Source: RefSeq, a predicted model, not a curated record
AUGUCACCGCCUCAGCUCCGGAAGGUCCGUAAAGGGACACGCAGCUGCUGGGAAUGUAAACGCCGAAAAAUUAGAUGCACAUUCCCUUCUGGUAACACAAGCAUCUGCAAUUGGUGCAUCUCUCACGGUUCUACGUGCAUUAGUCAACGGUUCCAAGAUGAGACGGGCGAUGCAUCGCGCGCCCAGAGCAUGGAGAGCAGGAUGAUGCGUGUUGAGAACUUACUGGAGCAAGUCCUUGAAAAGUUGGACUCUGUUAGCCGGCAGAGUCAUAAUGAAGAGUCACCAGGACGCCCGACAACAGUUGAUGACGGUACUGGAAUUGAUGUUGUUAAUACGACAUCCAAUAUUUCGGCUCCCUCAUCGAGCUCUGCCGUGGUUUCAGUCUUCCAGAGUGCAUCUUUUAUGUCAGAGAUUGGUGGAAAGGAGGCGUCUUCGACAGAUGCUUCGACCGCAGCUCUGGAUACUAGCCCAUCAACAAUAGACAACGACACGAGAAUGUGGCCGAAACUGAAGAGAGUCUCCCGCCUACUGUUGGAGAUGAUGCCGUCUCGUGCCGCCAUCGAAUUUCUGGAUAGUCAAAGCUCGCCUUGGAUCUGCCAACUUCUUCGCCCUCUUCCAUCUCUCAAGCAAUCGAACAAAUUUUCGCUGCUCAAAACGAUGCCACUAGAAUCAUCAACCCUUAGCCACCCUACGGCCAUAGCGAGAGCUUUGAUGUGCAUUGUGAUGUGCCUACAGCAGCUGCCUCAGCAUGUUGACAUCACGCAACUCCGACUGCCGUCGCCUCGGAAUGAAUAUAUGGAAUCUCUGGCUUCGAUUAUAAUCUCUUGGGUUACCUCCGAUGACGAAAUUAUCGCCACGUCUGGGGGACUUGAAUGCCUUUUACUUCUUUCCAUCUACUUUGUUAACUCGGGUAGACCUCGUCGAUCAUGGCUCAACAAUCGAAGAGCAUUGGCAAUCGCACAAUUAAUGAAUCUCCACAGGAGUUAUGGCCAAGAUAUUAAAGAUAACAACGAUAGCGAAGAGGCCAAUAUGGCAGAGCUGUGGCCUCACAUCAUCCACUACGACCGACAUCUCUCCCAGAUUCUUGGAUUUCCGUGUGGAGUAGUGGACACAAAUGAACCUCUGGCUCCAAGUAAUCUCAAACUCAUGCAACAUUUGGAUCAACACAAACUGGAUGCCCUCUAUCUUGCACAGCUCGACCGUAUCGCCGCACUGUUAAUCGAAAGAGAACAGGGCUCUUCUAGACUAGCGAUGUCUUUGACGCAGUCCAUUGACAAUGCGCUUCUGAAUCUGGCCACGUCUGUACCGCAAUCAUGGUGGCAUCCCUUUGACAGACUCUCAGAAACACAGCCAGAAGAAAUGGAGAUACUCUAUGCUCGAUACAACAUUCAAUUGUGGCACCACCAGCUCGAAAUGUCCAAUCAUUUGCCGUUUAUGCUGGACGCAGCAGAGGAACGACAGACUGAAUACGGCAGGAUUGCGUGUCUCAAAGCCGCGCGACAGCUCAUUAAAGUCUACCUCCCGCUACGAACGACGUUUGGCAUGUUCUCGUGCUGCAUGACUAAUUUCCAAGCAUUCACCGCCGCCGUGAUUCUCAUCUUCAACAUGUUUCUACGGUCGCAGACUGUGGAGAUAGAGGCUUUAUCUGGCCGUACAGAGAGAGACUGGGGUUUGGUCGCCGAUGUCAUCGGGGUUCUGGAUGCAGCAGUCGAACAGUUUGACGACAGAGUCGCUCUGCAGGCGCGCGACGUUUUGAAGCUCCUCCAAGCAAUUGAAAAGGACCCAAAGACACUACAAGGCGACAAGUUUCACUUCACGAUACCUUACUUUGGAAUUAUUUCCAUUGCGCGAAAGAGCUAUACUGGGGACAAGGGCGACGGCCAACAAAUGGCCAGCAGAGAUGGUGAGAACGCCGACCAAUUUGUGUCUCAAGGGACGGCGUUCCACCUGGACUAUUCGCCGACCUUUAUGACGACGAUUGACUUUAUGGGGCCGAGCACGACGGCUGAUGUCGACGAACUGAUGCAACAGUGGCUGGUGGAAGACAUGUAA